Molecule: messenger RNA, 5319 nt
Organism: Biomphalaria glabrata
Lineage: Eukaryota; Metazoa; Mollusca; Gastropoda; Planorbidae
Product: ras-related protein rab-11.1-like
Exons: 7
Coding region: 298-966 (222 amino acids)
Cellular component (GO): endosome
Molecular function (GO): GTP binding; GTPase activity
Source: RefSeq, a predicted model, not a curated record
UUAUUUAUAAUCACUUCCGCCUUGGUUAGAUCAUUUCCAAAACAAACUUUCCAGCUUGAGCUUGGAAGUAAAGAUUUCAUGGUCACACAAACUUACGAUUCAAAUUUGCAAAUAUAUUUCCAGUCUAGCUAUAGAUAUAGUUUUGCUUCUAUUUUUAAACUGUCAUGAUUUCGUGACAUUACUUAGACAUUGAUAUGAAGAUUGACUUUUUCAAAUAGCUAAACACCUAUAAUAAAAAUAACUACUUAGCCUUGUGCCAGAAAGGCUUGGAAAAAAAAUUGGCCAGUCUUGCAAAAGAUGGCAUCUACGGGAGCAGAUGACUUGUAUGACUACAUUUGGAAAGUUGUGUUAGUGGGUGAUUCAGGUGUCGGAAAAACAAAUUUACUUUCUCGUUUUACCAAGAACGAGUUCAACAGUGAAAGUAAAAGUACUAUUGGAGUGGAAUUUGCUACCAGGCAUGUAACCAUCAAAGGUAAAACAAUCAGAGCACAGAUAUGGGACACUGCUGGUCAAGAAAGAUAUAGAGCUAUCACUGCAGUAUAUUACAGAGGAGCAGUUGGUGCUUUAGUUGUUUAUGAUAUUACAAAGAGUCAGACUUUUGAUAAUUUGAACAAGUGGCUGCAGGAGCUCAAGGACCAUGCAGACAGUUCUGCAAGGAUAAUGAUAGUUGGCAACAAGUCAGAUUUAAGGCAUUUACGUGCAGUCACUCAGGAAGAGGGGAGAUUAUUAGCAGAGAAACACAAGUACUCUUUCAUCGAGACCUCAGCUUUGGAUGCUUCUAAUGUUGGAGAGGCUUUUAAUAAUUUACUUGUUGACAUCUUCAAAUCUCAAGUUGAGGAUCCAACUGUGUUGCCACCUAGCAGCCAACAUCAGAGUGCCGGUCACAACAAUGGACAAACUUCAAGCCGAGUGCAACUUCCUAGAGAGGAUGCAAGUGGACAACAGGGGGGGCAGUGUUUCUGCUAACUGGAAUAAGGAAGGACAUGGUUAGUUCUGGAGAUGAAACAGUCUUUUUUUUUCUUUUUCUUUCUUUAAUUGUUUAAAUAAUUAUUUUUUUUAAGUACAUAUAGCAUUUUAUCAGGAUAGGUGUAAUAAAUUUUUUAAGAUUAAGCGUUUAAUAAUGAACAAAUUUCCAAAGACAUUUUGUGUUAGUCUAGGAAUAACUAAAGGAAGGAUACUUUCAAAUGUGAAGUCAGCUGUUACAAUAUCAGUUUGUAUUUAUGAGAACUAGCUGUCAGAGCGCUGUGUACAUUGUAGUCCAAUAUUUAUUUUGAUAUCAAUGAAUUGUGUGUUGAUGUAAGAAAACAAUAGACUGGCUGGUCACAUGGGCUGUUUGCGUUGUUGUUUUUUCCCCUGAAAAUGUCUUUUUGGUCAGUUAUUAGUUUUCUUUGUGUGCAUUUUCAAAAAUUUUCUUUCCGCUUUUUGAUAUAGUUAAAAUAUUUUGAUCCAUUCAUUAGUUUAGUACUUAAUGGGUUAUGGUUUGUUUAGAGCAGUGUCCUGUAACUUUUUAAAUUUAUUUUGCAAGUUUCUUUGUGUCAUCUCUUACGACGUUGAGGUUGUGUACUAUUACAAUGACUACUAUGUCUAUCAAAUUAUACUUUCUAAAAUACAUUAACUACAUUUUUUUUUGUUUCCCUUGAUAGAUCAUUCUGCUAGUUUUGAUGCUGUUAGUUUUUUAUAAUAAUAAUUAUUAUAAUCUUUGUUAUCCAUUAGGAAAUUUGUUUCUUUUGAGUUCUACAGAUUUGUAACAAAUUAUUUUUCCAUGCUUUUGCCAUGAAAUUUUAGUUUCAAUUUACAUUUUGAAAAAUAUUUGUAUUUUUUGGUAGACAUGACCUUAAAAGUGACCUAUUUUAUACUUUUUUAAUCCACUUCUUAAAAAUAAUUAUUUUUUUUUUAAAUCUAUUUAUAUUUGAUGAUUUUUCUUAAAACAUACUAACAAAUUUUUAUGAUUUUUUUUUAGAUUAUUUAGAUCUAGAUUGAGAUCUGAAAAAAAACAUUAAUUAAUGUUUCUUGUGAAUUUAUAUCCAUUUCUUUUUGUUUUGCUGUGACUUGAAGCUUGUAUAAAAUAUGUUUGCAUUGUUAACAUUUUGUAAUGAUAGUAUUUUAAGUGGAAAGAAGAGGUAGAUAUCUUUGAAAUAGGAUCUGUUUUGGUAUUUUUAAUAGAUAGUAUAUAUAUUUAAAUAUAUAUAUAUAUACUAAACAUUUUAAUAGUUUGAACUCAUGGCUUGAUUAAUUUUUUUUAUCUCUUGUAUCAACAAUAAUAAUUACGUACUGUUUAACAAGAUUGUAUAUUUUGAACACUGUUUAGAUGCAGAUUUAUUGUUUUAACAGCCCCAUAAAUUCACAUGCAUUGGUUUGAGCAUUAAAUCGUAUUAUGUUUAAUCAGAUACAGUUUUCUCCACUAUUGCAUGUAUACAUGCAAAAAUUAAAAAAAAAAAAAAGACUUAAAUGCUAUGUCCAUUUUAAUUGUCUCAAUUUGUGUACAAGUACACAUAAGCCAGCAAAUGAAGUUUCCUCUGUGUACGAAGAGAGUUUGGUAUUACCUAUGUUUUUGACGCCUGAUUUUGGGUAUGUGAGAUGCUCUCUCUUGUUUAAUGGUGGCAACUGUGUGCCUUUGUAUUCUUCUCACAUGCUCUGUCCCUCGGGGCUAUGUGUACAUUUAAUGAAUGUCUGGAUUUAAAGUUGAUGUGAUUAUAUUUAUCCUUUGUAACCUUUUUAGUAUUGGGUUUUGUGUUCUGACAUUAUUCAACUUGUAUUUAUAGUCAAUAGCAUGACAAACAUAUCAUAACUGUUGUUUUUUUAUCAAGGCUUUAUUGUUGUUUCAAUUAAAAAAAAAGAAAUCUGACGCCUAGUUCAACCCAGUUUAGAAUUAUCUUGAGCUUUAUUUCAUUUAUUAACCUCAUUCACUGUAGCUUGUAGUUUACUUCUGAAAAUAGACCAUAUUGUUUCCAUGCAAUGGUGUAAAGAACAUUUCUUGCUAUUUGUAUUAUAAAUUAAAAUCUGGAAUUAUUUAUCCAUUUCUCCCUGUGUUUGGGGGGGGGGGGGUCACAGAUGAUUCACUGAGAGAUAGGUGAAAAAUUUGUGGCAGGCUAAAAUAAAGAUUGAAAAACUGCAGAAGAAAGAAAAGUUUGUACCCAGAAAAUACUAUACUCUUCAAACCUUUAAUGAGAAAAAAAGCAGUUGAGUUGGAGGCUAUGGUUUCUGAAAAGACUGUUGAAGUAAGACAUGACAAGUUAGAACAAUAUUUAUAUAGGUCAUGGAAGCAGCACAAGUUACAGAUGAAAAGGAUGCAAAGUGUUGUGUUAAGGCUAUGGGGCUAAUGGUGCCAGUACAAUGCAGCUAACUCCCAAUAGCUUCUGAAGAAACCUUUUUUAUCAUAGGAACUAUGGGAACAUUUUUAUCAUUUUUGAAGCAGAGAUCUUUAGGAAAACAAAAACAAGACUGUUAGCUGAAAUUAAUAUUGUCUCUUUUAACAUAUCAGAAGUGAAGAUACUUUCGAGUAUAUAUUUAAAAAAAAAACAUAUAUACUAUUCUUAUUGGUCUUCAAUAUUGUGUGUUAUAUAGACAUGUAAAUGUUAUUGCUGAAAAAAAAAAAAAAGAAAUGCUUGAUAAUAACCCAUUAGGGCAACAUCUUUCACUAUUUUUCUUCAUUAACAUAUGUAUAAAUAUAUAUAUAUAUGUAAUGCACUGUUAAUGCUCCUAUUCCAUCUGUUCUUAUUUUAUAACAAUGCCAAGUUCAAUAUCUUCACCAUUAGCAUGAUGCUUUAUUAGCACUCAAGUCUUUGUUAAAAGUUCAGCAUUGCUAUUUGACCUUAAAUAUUUUUUUUCUCAUGUGAUCAAAGUGGCUGUCCUGAAUCCUCAUACUAAUAUUCAAGUUGUGACAUACUUAUCACUAUGAACACUGUUAACAUCUUAUCCACUUUGUAAAAUUAACUACUGUCAUUAUGUCAUCAAUAUUUUAAAAAGUCAUAUUUAUUUGUUGUGAAUGGCUUGUUUUGCUGUUAAAUAUAUCAAUUUUACAAGUUUUGUUAUAAAUAUGUACUUUAUCUAUUUGGUUGUCUUUAAAAUUAUAUGGUAAAAAAGAAUGGUUGUGAGUUUAGAACCAUAAAUCAGCUUUACUUUCACAGUAUAACUUUGCCAAAAAAAAAUUUUUGCAUAACAAUAUAAUUUAUUAAAUUAAAUUUUAUUUAAGGAAAAAAAAAUGGCUGGGUAUUUUCAUAAUGUUUCUAGUGAUUGGUUAUCUACUCUAGUGGCCUUUCUAUAGCUAUAAAGUUAAUGGAUAUAAUUAUUUUUAUGUCAUACUUAUUCAGAUAAAUCUGAGUUAGAAUUACCUUAACUAGAUGUUUUGCUCUGCCACUGAGCAACUGUACCCAUAGUAUGCUAAUGUUUCAAAGAAAUCAUUUAUAUGUUUAUUCCUAGAUGAUUUUAGCCAACCUCGAUAACUUCAUUAAGUUACUAUGACCAACUAGAUAUAGCUAAACUACUGAUAGAUAAACAGUACCACAUUUUUUUUGUGUCAGCAUGAGUGCAGUUAAAUAGAAUCACUUGAAACAUGAGCAUUGACAGAACAGCUUGACCUUCUUUCAAUUAUUUUAGUUAUAAUAAAGGUAAAAAUAAUAGUUUAUGAUUCGACAAUCUAGCCAUGGGCGUCUUCCAGUCUUUCUGUAUGAAUGAUGAGCAGAAUUAUAGGCCGAUAGCUGCCUAUUAUUCCAGAAUUAAUUAAUUACUGAUCUUAUUAUCUCUGUAUAUGCUGAUUGCCUUUUAUAUAAUUAAUGAUAGGAAUAUGUUUAAAUGUUCCAACCAAAUUUGUAUUUGCAUAUGGUCACGCUUUUCAAGAGCGCAACAACUAGACACACAUUAAGGAUUCAAAUACUUCCCAAGCUUAUAUAUUUACAAUCCAAGUGUGAUGUUCCCUCAUUGAAAGUGGCCUACCAUAUCAGCCCAACCAAACCAGAACACGAUUUUCUGUUACUGUCUAUAGCCUGAAUGAUUCUUUGGGCAGUGCUGUCUGACAACAGGUCCAUGUGCAGUGAACUGGUUUCAAGCAAACUAACAAUAGGCUGAUAGUUUGCGAAUCUUCAUUCUUCAUGUCCAGUUCUCAAUCACAAUGUUGAACAUUUAUGUGUAGGCUUACAAAAAAAAGCUUUUGUAUCCUGUUAAUGACAGGUUUUCAACCCAUCAACUUCAGAAAUUAGUACUAAAUUGUGAAAAAAAAAAAAACAAAGUGAUCUUCUUUGACAUCUUUAUAUAUGAUCUGAACCAAUCCCUCAGUCCACAGAAAUGUUAUGAAUCUGUGCAUUGUGUUUUGGCCAGAGAAUC